UUUUGGAAUGCUAGCAGUCGUCACUGUUUGCUCCGCAUUGUAAUGGGAAUCUAAUUCUAAUUUUCCCGCGCUUAAACCUCUCCUUACAAUUUUCACCCCCCUCCUUUUCACACCAAGCUUCUCAACUCUACUAAACGUUGAACGAUUACGGCGCCCUCUAUCGCGGCUUUAGGUGUUUUCCGCUUUACCCAUCUAACAUUUACUCAAGACUGUGGUCAAUAUUAUUGCUGGGGUUUUUCUAAAAGCUUGACAUACUGCUUAAGAUAGAAAGGAUACAUGGCAGGCAAACACACAGUGGUUGUGCCUUGAUUAGGGUCACGUCGUUUGCGAACGUCUUGCAAACUUCGCAUUCGGAUUUUUCACACCCCAGUUCCACAGCCGCGCCUUUAAAAUGUAUGUGUCGAGCUUCACCUUCGGUAUGGUUUUAGCCAAAAUACCCGACCGUCCCUAUAUGUUUAUCUACUUUUUUCAUCUUGACAGCGUCCGUCUAUCGAAUGAGCAUAUGCCAUAAGCUAUAUAUGUAUAUAUAUAUAUAUUUAUGAGGCGUAUCCUUUCUUCUGAUUCCUUCGCGCUCCUGUGUUGUUCCCAAGUGAUUUCUAAUUAGUAUGACCACCCCAGUUUGUAACAGCUAACAGAUACCACUCAACGCAGAAACGCGGCUCUUUCUCAGCUUCAUCCUCGCCCAACUUCGCCUCUUUCCCAAAACAUGGGGGAGAGGAGAUCCGUUGCGAGGUGGGCUUGAUGAGGCACCACAACGCGCCAGCAGCCACCGUUACUAACAGCAGCUUUCCGUUCGUUUAUUGACCAUUUUGACCACUGGCACUCGGCACUUAAUCACUCACAUCCAUAGGUACGACGACCGUCGUCCAGUUAAAAGUGAUUGACAAUAACAAACAUUGUUACUGCCGUCUUCGCCAUUGGUUUUCCGUGCGCGGGACGCUUGUUUCGUUCGUUUCACAGAAAAGAAGCCGUAGCUGAGAUCGAGGGAUCCAGAACUGUACACGAUUAAGAGUCGGUUCAUGGAGGGAAUAACAACAAGUCUGUGGGUUCAGGAUCAUUCGUUCGUCAACGAUUAGCGAGGUAACCGUCGCUCAUGACCACUGAUACAAACCGACGAAUGUUGCUAUUCUCAAAACGUUGUGCCUCCUGCUCUGUGUCCGAAUUAGCGAACUCUUAGCUAAGAGAUACGACAAACCAGAACAGGACAGUCAGCUCAACAUUAACAGUCGCGUAAGAUAGACCGCGGUACUCCGUUUCAAUCAUAACGACGUAAAUAACAGCUAUAGUGACGAAUAACGAAAGCUACGGAUACUCAGUUAUCAACUUUAGUUCGUCAGUCAGUUUCUUUCAGCUUGGCUGAUACUUCUCCGAGGGCAAACUUAGCUAACAAAGCUAUAAAGGGCAAAGGCGCACAACGACAACAACAACGCCAGUCGCCACAAGUUGUAGUCGUUGAAAACCAACAAAGAAGAGCAGUGACAACAAGAGAAGAGCAAGUAGUUUGGGUGCCGUAGAGAGCGCCAGCCGAUUCAUGCGAUAGCAGCCGACGAAUCACAAGCAGACUCGAGUCAAGUUGUGUUGUGUAUGCCGGCCGCCACUGGUUCUGCCUGCGGUAGUCAUCGAAUCGAAGAGACAACGGAUUUUUGCUUUUGUGUGCAGACUGUGUGUGUAGUAACAUCAGCCACUCGUCUGUGUUUUUGCCCGCCACUGAGCGCGGUAGCACGCCGAGUUCACCGUCAGCCGGCCUCCGCAUUCUGCUUCUCCCGUUCCCGGCGGCGGAGAGCUGACGAAAGUUGAGCGGAGUGACACGAGAGCACGAUAUAUAUAUAUACAUGUGUGUAGAUAUAUAGAGCAGCAGGUUUGCAGGAGCGGGUCAGUGAUCCUUGGCUUGUCAUUAUCAUCAUCAUCACUAAAUAUCGCCGCCGCUUGGGUUAGUUGUGUCAAGCCACGUACGAAAGAAGAGUGUUCGCGGCAGUAAAAACUCGACGACGAGGAUUUCUCCUAUUCAACUCGUUCAGUUUCAGGAAAAGAAAGAAAAAAGAAGUCCCUGUUAUUGUUGACGCAAUACAUCACUGAGAUGCUGGGACGCUUCAGCGGGACGGAACGACGACGCAAUUGCUUCGUUUGAUUAGUGAAAAGUGGAAGUUCAUUAAUUAGCAUUCGGCUAGAAGAACUGAAUUCAUGGUGUUGUUUGGGUGUUAUUAGCAAUUUCGUGUUGAUGCGUUUGUGUAGUGUACGAUCGUUACCGCGCACAGAGUUGUCAGUACUUCGUGACGCGACUGCUGCGCGAGUGAAUUUGUUUGUCUGCCUACCAAUCAGAGUGUUAACGAGUCGAUAAACUGGAGAUGUACGAUCAACCGUACGGACGGCGCAGCUAUGCGCAGAGCUCAGCUCCGCCAUACAACUAUCACUACGAGCAGUACACGCCAUCGCCAACGAAUUAUUCGAAAACCUCAUCUCAUCGCGAGAUGGAGCCGAUGGAGGAAAAAGAGGGCGGAUGCUGUUCGGGAUUCGUGUCCUGCCUGCUCGGCCUGGCAUUGUUCUCGAGCCAGCUAAUCAUCUUCGGCGUUGUUGCGCUCACUGUUUACUGGGUAUUCAAAUUCCGAGGUGGUAUCGAUAUCGAAAAGGACCCGCUCCUUCAGUUCAACUUGCACAUCAUCCUCAUGAUUAUCGGGUUCGUGUUCUUCUGUGGCCAGGCAAUACUUUCCUUUCGCGUAUUUGACUGCUGCAAGCGAUCGUACGCACGAUUCGUUCACCUGCUGCUUCAGUUGCUGGGAACAGCAUGCAUCACAGUAGGUUUCUAUGUGACUUUUAUGCACACUCAUAAUCAGGCUGUAGCGCACUUUCGUUCAGUGCAUACCUGGCUCGCGUUAGCAACCUGCGGACUCUUCGUUUUUCAGCUGGUGUUCGCUUUGUUCUGCUUCGUGUUACUGCUGUGCUGCCGUCGACGAUCGUUUUCGCUUCGUCAACGAUUGGUGCCGGUUCACGCUUCGUGUGGACUAGUCAUUUUUGCGAUGUUUGCUUGUACUGCCAUUACAGGAUUCAUCGAGGCUCAGAGUGAUCAAAUUAUUCUCCCGGCAAGCUAUAAUCAGACUGCUGAAAACAUCCUUUCGCUGAUUCCCGGCAGCCCAAAAGAACAGUCGGAUUUAAUAGUAAAGAUGCUUUCGUGCGGACUUCUUGCCCUCGUUGUACUUCUGCCAACCAUCACCAAUACAAGCAUUCGCGGCGGGCGUGGCGUAUUCUACCGCACCAACUAGCCUAUCUGGCCCCACAGUGCCUUACACAUCAACUAUAUGUGCACCUGUUUUUUUUCUGCGUCUUUGGCCUGAACGUGGAAGCAGCCUGCUCAAUCAAAGCGAUGCUUGCUACAGCUAGUGAAGAUCAAUGAUGUGCUGAGGAUUGUAGCGGACGAUACUCUCAGACUUCCUUUGCUACCAUGAACAUCGCCGACCAACGCAUAGAAAUCGGUCAUGAGAAUACACUUUCGAUAUCUUUGACAACAUCGGUCUUGCUAAAGAGACGAUAUGUUGUACUGCAUAUUGAAGACCACGUGAGAGCGUCAAUUAAAAAGUGUAGUUACAUCUUAUUUUUUAACGAAAAAAAAAAAAGAAGUUAGCGAACAGUACUUGCUAAUUGAUAAAAAAAAUUAAAAAAAAACCUGAUAACCGAAAAUUAUUAUGAUUUUGGAUAAUUUUCCUUAUCUUGCUGGCGUGGCUAAAUAAUGUUACAAACGAGACACAUUAAUAGAGCUCUAUUCGCAGCGUAGGACGAUUGGACUCCAUGUGGUACCGCCGAAAAUGCUGAAGAAUCGUGUUGAAUAUUGAGGUAUAGACAGAAGAGAAUAGAAUAAAAACAAACAGGAGGACAGCUUUCACUGAGAGUACCUUGAGUAGCAGCAGCAGCAGCAGCAGCAGAUAAUAACUGUGUUUACGAUGAUAUUAACAGUCGUAUUGAUAAUAUGACCAAUGAUGCGUUCGUCUCCUUUAAUAAAGUGAGAAAAACAGAACCAAACGCAGGGACUCUUUCGGUAAAUGAUUUAAUAAUUAUACGAAACUCUUUGAAAAAUUCUCACAUUUUAAAUAUUAUUCGAGAAUUGUUGCUGAAUAAAAAGUAUUAUAUUCAUUUUUUUCAAUAGCGAUUAACAAUCACAUCACUCUCUGAUUGAUGUUAAUUAGUAUUCAAAAUACGGUAGCAGCACGAGGAGAAAGUUACUGAAAUACUAGAUAAAGAGAAGAAACUUUAUGAUAACUAAUACAAUGGCAAUUAGCAGCAACACAUAUGAAAGUCAAAGGGGUUUAUAGUGAAAAUAAAGAGGAACUAGCCCGAUAGAAAAAGAUACCAAUUGAACGUAUGAGUGUAACUGUAUGAUUUAGGAAAAGCACGUGUUUUAAUGACAGUAUUUCACAGGGGCUAACAGAUCACAGCGUAUGGUUGUGCGUGUGUCGAGACGAUACAUGGUACGCGAAUGACUAAUAAAUGAUAUGACAUUAACGGCGAGUACUCUGAUGAAGAUGAAAAACGCGCUGAACAAGCAGUGGAAACAAUUGGUAUUAGAGUAGAAAAAUAUGGAUGGAAGCAAAUGGCAGGUGGUGACGACGAUUCGGGAACUAAGUUAUCAAAUAAGUCACAAUGUCUACGGUCUCUAGUAAAUCCACGCGUAACGAUAAGAGACUGCAAAAAAAAAAAAGAAAAAAAAAAA
This is a messenger RNA of Varroa destructor (honeybee mite), 4699 nucleotides long. RefSeq names its product transmembrane ascorbate-dependent reductase CYB561-like. Lineage: Eukaryota; Metazoa; Arthropoda; Arachnida; Mesostigmata; Varroidae. The record is from RefSeq and is a predicted model, not a curated record. Gene Ontology annotation, molecular function: oxidoreductase activity.